GCUCCAGCUCCCAGCUCUGGCCCAAGUCUUUCCACCACAAGACCCAUUCAGGAUCGAUCUCGCCAGGAGAACCAAAGUCAACAGCCAGAAAACAUGGACAACAUCCGAAACAACAAGCUGGUGACCAAUGAACCCCCAAUGGGGGGAGGAGGAGGCAUCAACCACAGCCCAGCCAAAAUGGGCAAUCACACCAACUGCGCCAAUAAUAACAGUGUUCCCACUGUUAAUUCUGCUCCAAGACGGACGCCUCUGCCCACUAACUCUGGCCCUCCCCCCACUGUGCCAGAUCCUGCCCAGACGCUUAGUAACCCCACUGAUGCCUCCAAAGUGACUAAAACUCUUGAGCAGACCACAGUGGAUAUUACACCACCUUUCCCUGCACCAGUAGAGAAUGCCGUUUCACAAGUUAAUAAAACAGUGGCAGUAUCCCCACUACCUCAGAAAGAGGAUGAGAAGAAAGAAGAAGAAGAGGAUGACGAUGAUGGUGGGAAGGGUCCAAAGCCAAUGCCACCUUACAGCUCCAUGUUUAUUUUAUCAACUACAAAUCCUUUACGUCGGCUGUGUCAUUACAUUGUAACUCUUCGGUACUUUGAAAUGUGUAUCUUGCUGGUCAUCGCCAUGAGCAGUAUAGCCCUUGCAGCAGAGGACCCUGUGUUUCCUGAGGCCACCAGAAACAAUGUUCUGCGUUAUUUUGACUAUGUGUUCACUGGAGUCUUCACCUUUGAAAUGGUUAUUAAGAUGGUGGACCUGGGUCUUAUUCUCCACCAGGGAUCCUACUUCCGAGACCUGUGGAACAUUCUUGAUUUCAUCGUAGUUAGUGGUGCUCUGGUUGCGUUUGCUUUCUCAGGUGGAAGUAAAGGAAAGGACAUCAGCACAAUCAAAUCUCUGCGAGUGCUUCGGGUCCUCAGACCUCUGAAGACCAUUAAACGGCUGCCCAAACUGAAGGCUGUGUUUGACUGUGUGGUAAACUCUCUGAAGAACGUUCUCAACAUCCUUAUAGUUUACAUGCUCUUCAUGUUCAUCUUCGCUGUGGUUGCUGUCCAGCUUUUCAAGGGCAAGUUUUUCUACUGCACAGAUGAAUCAAAGGAAUUUCAGAGAGACUGCAGGGGAGAGUACCUGGUGUAUGAGAAGAACGAAGUGAAGGCGCAAAGGCGGGAGUGGAAGAAAUGGGCAUUCCACUAUGACAAUGUGUUGUGGGCGCUGCUCACCCUUUUCACUGUGUCUACAGGAGAGGGAUGGCCAGAUGUACUCAGACACUCUGUUGAUGCCACCUAUGAAGAUCAAGGACCCAGGCCAGGAUUCCGCAUGGAGAUGUCCAUCUUUUAUGUAGUUUAUUUUGUAGUUUUUCCUUUUUUCUUUGUCAACAUUUUCGUAGCUUUGAUCAUCAUCACUUUCCAGGAACAGGGGGACAAAAUGAUGGAGGAGUACAGCCUGGAGAAAAAUGAGAGAGCCUGCAUCGAUUUUGCUAUAAGUGCCAAGCCCCUUACUCGCCAUAUGCCGCAAAACAAGCAAAGUUUUCAGUAUCGAAUGUGGCAGUUUGUUGUAUCGCCACCUUUUGAGUACACAAUUAUGGCACUGAUUGCCCUAAAUACCAUUGUGUUAAUGAUGAAGUUUCAUGGGUAUUCUAAUACAUAUGAACAUGUGCUAAAAACAUUCAACAUUGUCUUCACCUCCCUCUUCUCUUUGGAGUGUGUACUGAAAAUCAUGGCUUUUGGGGCUUUGAAUUAUUUUCGCGACGCUUGGAAUGUCUUUGAUUUUGUGACGGUUCUCGGCAGCAUUACAGAUAUUGUAGUUACAGAGUUCUGGGAUAACUUUAUCAACCUCAGCUUUUUACGUCUCUUCCGUGCGGCUCGACUCAUUAAACUUUUGCGUCAGGGGUAUACUAUUCGCAUCCUACUGUGGACCUUCGUCCAGUCCUUCAAGGCACUGCCCUACGUUUGCCUUCUGAUUGCUAUGCUUUUCUUUAUUUAUGCCAUUAUUGGCAUGCAGGUAUGUUCUAAAAUCUGUGUAUUUGGUAACAUUGCUCUCGAUGAAGAAGAUGAGGACACGGCCAUCACCGAACACAACAACUUCCGCACAUUUUUCCAAGCUCUCAUGCUACUUUUCCGGAGUGCCACAGGAGAAGCAUGGCAUGAAAUCAUGUUGUCUUGUCUCAGUGGGAAGCCCUGCGACUCCAUGUCAGGCAUUAAGGAGAAAGACUGUGGCAGUGAAUUCGCUUAUUUCUACUUUGUGUCAUUCAUCUUCCUUUGCUCAUUUCUGAUGUUAAACCUGUUUGUUGCUGUUAUUAUGGAUAACUUUGAAUAUCUCACACGUGAUUCAUCUAUUUUGGGUCCUCAUCAUCUGGAUGAAUAUGUGCGAGUGUGGGCAGAGUAUGACCCAGCUGCCUGGGGUCGCAUGAAAUACACAGACUUGUAUCAGAUGCUCAGACUAAUCUCGCCUCCCUUGGGUCUGGGGAAGAAAUGCCCUGCUCGAGUUGCCUAUAAGAGGCUCCUUCGAAUGGACCUUCCUGUGGCUGAUGAUAAUUCUGUACAUUUCAACUCCACUCUCAUGGCUCUUAUACGAACUGCACUGGAUAUCAAAAUUGCCAAAGGUGGUGCUGACAAGCAGCAGAUGGACAAUGAGCUCAGAAAAGAAAUGAUGGCCAUUUGGCCCAAUUUGUCCCAGAAAACACUCGAUUUGCUGGUGACACCACAUAAAUCUACUGACCUAACCGUUGGGAAGAUUUACGCUGCCAUGAUGAUUAUGGAGUAUUACAGACAAAGCAAAGCAAAACGGCUACAGGCAUUGCAGGAGGAACAGAACCGAACUCCACUCAUGUUUCAAAGGAUGGAACCUCCAUCACCCACACAAGAUGGACCAAUGGGACUAAACCCUCUAAUGUCUUCUCAGAGGGAGCCAGGAGGAGACAUGAAUAUCCCUGAGGGUGGAAUGAAGGAGAGUCAGUCUUGGAUGACACAAAGAGCACAGCAGAUGUUCCAAAAGACAGGAACAUGGAGUCCAGAAAGGGCCAGAGAACAAGAAAAUACCAACAGCUGGCCAGAUUCCCAGCUGGUGGAGAUGACAGAGAUGGGUCGAGAUGGUUACUCAGACAGUGAGCAAUAUCUUGUGAUAGAAGGGCAUGGCAGAGCUGCUUCAAUGCCACGACUACCUGCUGACAACCAGGCUGGUGGUUACCAUAGCUGUGUAUCGAUUUUGCAGACCAUUGUGGAUGGAAGUCCCAUGAAACGUUCAGCCUCUAUGCUUGGUCAUUCUCGGUCUAAAGGCAUCCGGCUAAAUGAAUACUCAUUGGAGAGGGUCACACCUGAUGAAGGCCCUCGCCAUGGGCACCAGCGCAGAAGAGAAAGGCGGCAUCAAGUGUCUGAAAGAUCCCUAACACGCUAUGUGGAUCUAGAAUCAGGUCUUGGUACCGAGCUCAGUACCACCACACAAUCAUGUGAUCUGCCUUCAGAAGAACGUGGACGUACCCGGGACCGAAAGCAUCACCACCAUCACCACCAUCAUCACCACCACCACCAUCACCAUCCUGGAUCUGAAAGGGAGCGCCUGGAGUACGGGAGAGCUAGUUCUCGUUCUCCAAGUGCAGGUCGAGAUUACACUCCUCACAGACAGGUGGGUCCAAUAUUUCAUGCUGUGCAAAAUAUGGGGUAG
Molecule: messenger RNA, 3648 nt
Organism: Staurois parvus
Lineage: Eukaryota; Metazoa; Chordata; Amphibia; Anura; Ranidae
Source: the annotation of a GenBank genome assembly